This is a messenger RNA of Brenthis ino (lesser marbled fritillary), 1353 nucleotides long. Lineage: Eukaryota; Metazoa; Arthropoda; Insecta; Lepidoptera; Nymphalidae. The record is from the annotation of a GenBank genome assembly.
AUGCAAGAAGAACACAGAAAAGCUAUACAAAACAACUUUAUAUCGUUAGUAGAACAAACUGACCUAGAGGUGAUGGUAGCAGCCCUUUAUGAAAAAGGAGUUUUUUCAGAACAAAUGAAAGAAGUAUAUGAGGACACAAAUAAAGAUGCCAGAAAUCGAAAACGUUUAUUGUAUAGGGACAUCACACGCCGUGGACCACAAGCAUUUGGACAUCUUCUAGAUGCUCUUAGAGAGAAUGGAUAUUGGGACUUUGUGCGUGAUUUAGAUCCCAAUAGCUCCCUUCACCUGCGAAGAUCCAGGAAUCCUGCUCCUGGCACAAGUAAAAGCUCUGGUGACAGCAAUUUUGUGAGCAUUCGCACUGAGAAGAAAAAAACAAAGUCUGGAUCAGAUGUGAAUAAAAAUUUGACUACUGCGCCCACACCUCCAGCCCCGCCUGACACGAAAGAUGCUGUGGACCCUACUGAAAUUCCUCGCUUUGAAGUCAAAAAAUCACAAAAAUUUGUUGAAGAUAACAAUGGAGGCAUCGCGCUGUACAGGACGCGCGGGCGCCAGCGCGGCCUGCUCGUGGUCUUCAGCUACAUAGAGUUCGAUGGCAUCGAGCCGCACCGCAGCGGCGCCGACGUCGACUGCAAGAACCUCAAGUAUCUCUUCACCGAGAUGGGCUUCAAGGUGCUGGUGUACCAGGACCUCACCAAGGAGGAGACGUUGGAGACGCUGCACGGGCUAAAGGAGGCAGUGGUGGGCGUGGAGUGCCUGUUCAUCGUGGUGUCGUCGCACGGGCACGCGCGCGCCGCCUCCAGCGACAACGACUUCCGUUGCCGCAAGGGCGGCCUCGUCAGCCUCUCCUACGUGCUGGAGCGCUUCAACAACCGCAACCUGCCCGCGCUGCGCGGCGUGCCCAAGGUCUUCGUCUUCCAGCUCUGCAGGGGCAGCAACCAGGACUACCUGACGCUGCCCGCGAGUGCUCGCAUGGACGGAGCGGAGGGCGGGGGCGUGGGCGGGGCGCGCACGGCCGCGGACGGGCAGCCCUGCCCUUCCACGCCGCCGCCGGAGCGCCUACUGCCGCAGCCCCUCGAGCGGGACCUUCAAGACCGCAUCUACUCCGAUAUACUCAUUGCACACUCCACUAUUCCGGGCAACGUGUCGUACCGCGAUGAGGCGGAGGGGUCGUGGUACAUCAGCGCGCUGUGCGAGGUGUUCGCGGCGGCGGCGCACGAGCGGCACGUGGAGGAGCUGUUCACGCUGGUGGACCAGCGCCUGCACGCCGCGCGCCGCGUGCAGACCAGCUCCGUGGACCGCUGGGGCUUCAACCGCCGCCUCUACCUGCACCCCGGCCUCUACGACCCCGACGAG